Messenger RNA from Ostrinia furnacalis (Asian corn borer), 2985 nucleotides. RefSeq lists its product as uncharacterized. The record is from RefSeq and is a predicted model, not a curated record. The transcript is spliced from 6 exons. The coding region runs from base 101 to 991 and encodes 296 amino acids. Gene Ontology annotation, cellular component: mitochondrion. NCBI's taxonomy places the organism in Eukaryota, Metazoa, Arthropoda, Insecta, Lepidoptera, Crambidae.
UCGGAACGGAACGUGUUUUUUCUUACAUCAAAUGAGUUGAACGUCGGAAAUAGAAUUUUAUUUGUAUUUGUUGUGCUAAAUUAAAGUAUUUAGUUGCAAUAUGCCGGCAGCACGUGUAAUCAAACGAUUAUGUACUCGGCCAUUAAUUCGAUUCAAUUCAUGUUGCCACAAAAAUCCUUCAUCAAACUUACAAGUGCGACAUAGUGCUACAGUGGUGUAUUCAAAGUCCCAAAUAUUUGUCCCAAUAGCAAUGAAAAUUCGUAAAUUAGGCUUAGGUCCUACAUCUAAAGACUUCGACGAACAAACCCAACUAACAGGGCCCUUAACAAAAGUGCACGCCACUGAACUUGUGCUGCAUUUAAAAGAUGAAGAGCGGAAAGUGUUAUUUUCUGCAUUACAAGAAUACGAGUCCAAUAGAAUCAAGGAAGAAUUUGAAGACAAAUUGGCUGGUCUACGCUGGAGAAGUAAGCUAGGGAGACCUAGCAAAGUCCCUUCUUUGGGAGACGUCGAUCCAACGGGAACCUAUUGCCCUGUGCCUGAAGACUGGUUGAAGAAGAAAUAUGCUUCUACUAUACCCAAACCCAGUACCAAGGAGCUGUUGCACUUAUCAUUAUCCAAUUCUAUACCAUUCAUUGGCUUUGGGUUUUUGGACAACUUCAUUAUGAUUAUUGCGGGCGACAGCAUAGAGAGCAGCAUGAGCGCGUACAUCACGCUGUCGACGAUGGCGGCGGCGGCGCUGGGCAACACGUUCAGCGACGUCAUCGGCAUCGGCUCGUCGUACUACGUGGAGCGCGCCGCCGCGCUCAUCGGGCUGGGCGCGCCCGCGCUGUCGCCCGUGCAGCUCGACAUGCCCGUCACGCGCCGCUUCACCAACAUGGGCCGAGUGAUAGGCAUUACGAUCGGCUGCUUCCUGGGCAUGACGCCGCUUCUGUUCAAGGACGACGAAAAGAAGGCGGAGCCUAGCAAACCCGACAAGCCAGAAUCAAAGUGAAUUUUUCCCUGUUCACAGUAGCAUACAUUCUUUCAGAUUUAGCGAAGUUUCUAUUAUCUAAUAUAACAACUCUGUAUUAUAUCUAUGUAAAUAAGAUGUAAAUUGAAAGAUUCUGAAGUCACUGGUGUCUAUAGUCACCUCUCAGCUAUUGUUAUGCACAAUGUGCGUGUAGUACUUAUUGUCUUUAAGUUUAACAAAUUGUAAUAAAUCAGAUUUCAUAAGUAUACUAUUAAAGUUCUUUGCUUGAAUUAAGGAUAAUGAGAUGAUAUUUUGAUUGUAAAAGUUUAAUAUCUUGUGAUAAGUGUAAUGAUUGAUGAAUUAUUUCCUGUCAAAGACUUAUGCAUGAAUACUAUUAUUGCAGAGAACACACACUCGAAUUCUCAAUGAUAUAGGACAAUUUUUGUUGUAUAUGUAGUUGUAGAUAGAUAAAUAUGCUUAGUAUGAAUUCUGAAAAGGGGAUGUUUCUAUUAAAUGUGAUAAUUAAUAAUAUAUUUUAUACUCUUACUUGCCACUGGCAGCUCUCUUUGGCACCAAAAAAUAAAUACAUGCACCAAGUUAGUGAUAAUUAUAUUCUAUAAUAUUGAUACAAUAUUUUUGCUGCUAACAUUUUCUAUUAUUAGAGGAAGCAAUGUAACAAUACCCAAAGUAGAUAGUUAUAAAUUAAGUGUUAUCUUUGCAAUUUUAUGAAUUGUUUAUUAUUGUGUCAUGUGAUUGAUUUCAUUGGAGUUAUUUGACUCCAGCCUGUUUUACUUUCAAAUGGGUUCUUUACUGCCGAUUUUCGUAUUAAGUGUUGUAUUAUGUAUUAGCAUUUACGCAAGCCCAACAGGUGACUCUAGUCAGUAACAGUGAAGUGGUACAUUUUAGUACAAAAUACGUUCGCUAAAUCUUACAAAUUUAAUAAAUGUUCCUAAAUCAAGAGUAUGAUUUUUGUCACCAGAAUAAAAUCACCUGAUUUUUCCUGAUAAUUACUAACAGCAAUAUUAACUGAUAAUAAUCACAAUUUAUUUGCAAAUUAAACAUGGUAUACAAAGAUAUUUAAUUACAUGAUAUAUUUUGGUGACAAAUAUAAUAGUUGGCAAUAGAAAAUAUUGUUCCCGUUUUCCAUAGUGCAUUACAUUAAAGAUAUAGAGUUCAACGUCUUGCUAAUAUUUGAAAAUCAUAGGACUCUAUUUUGCAUUUGUUAUUUGCGCACAGAAUGGCAUGUGGUACAUGUUAAAAGUUAAUAAAUACCUAUGUUAUGGCAAAUAUGAUUAACAAUAUUUUACGUUGUAAUGCACGUUUAUAAUCACAAUUCGUUUGUAGAUGUAAUUGCUGCGAACAGCAACAUGAAUUAAUUACAUGUACUAACUAUAGGGUUACAGAGAGAAUGUAUGAUUUAAAUGGCACACCUAUUUACGAUUGUUGAUAUACUAUUUGUGUUUUAUAUGACUUUAGAAUGAUUAUAUACUUUAGAAUCGAUCCUAUGUUUUAUUUUUAAUUAGUAAUCGAAUAAUGAGACAAGCGUAAAUUUUAAAAUAACAUAAUAAAAAUAAAAUAAAACAUGCAGAUUGUCAUAAAUAUUACCGCUUUAAUUUAGUCAGUGUCUCAAGGAGCCGCCACGCGGCCGUGUGCGGCGCCUGCGUCGUCGGUGUUGCUACGCCACUAAUGGAAAUUUGUUACAAUUAUCUGGGGGUAAUAAAAUAUUACAAGUCAGUUUACAAAACAUUCUUAUGUAUAGUCAAAUAAUUUUAUAAACAAUUAACUAAUAUUAAAAUAAAUGUCUUAAUUGCACUGAACAAGAGUAUAUUUUCUUAUCAUGCCGUAUAUUUCACUAAUAGGUACAGUUUUACAAAAUGUCAGUUUCGCUUAAUUAACGUUCGUAAUUCUAGUACAAGUAAGACAGGAUAGUGGUGCCCCAUAUCCAUAAGUGAGACUAGAAAAAUUACAUAAUUUUAGGAUUAUCUACCGCGACGUGACAGCAUGCAGAGAUUAGCCAGAUGAUGCAAGUUGCAGCU